AUGUCAACCUCGGACCCGCAGCGUACCCUGCGAAGGGCCAGCACGCAUACUAAUGAUUUUGACGAUUCCUUUUUGGGCCGUGUGAGAUCUUUCGUCCACCGGGAUAGCCACGUCGGCGUGGUCGGCCACCAUGCACUUCGAGAUAAGGAAGAUCUCGAAAUUCAUACCUGGGAUGGGAAGGAUGACCCGGAUAAUCCGUUCAAUUGGAGCAAUUCGUACAAAUGGACGUUAACCAUCACCAUCUGCAUCAUAUCGGUGCUGACCGGUCUCCCGGCCGGUUCCUACGGUGCCGGGAAUAACUACAUGGAAGAAAAGUUCCAUGUGCAAAAUACGCCGUUCCCAAACUUGGCCUGGGCCACGACUUCCUGGAACAUGGGAGCCGCCUUUUGGCCGCUCAUUUUCGUACCCUUGACCGAGUCGUCGGGUCGUAUGCCAGGAUAUUUUGUCGCAUAUGGACUGUUGAUCAUAUCGCUAUUCCCGUCCGCCUUUGCGCAAAACUUCGCGACGCUGGUGGUGACCCGGUUCUUCGGCGGCGGUGCUUCGUCUGUGUCGAUUAACAUCGUCGGUGGUAGUAUCAGUGACGUCUGGCGUGGUGACAAGGCACGCAGUAUCCCAAUGUCACUAUUCGGCUUGACUAGUGUCAUUGGAAUUGCUCUGGGACCGUUCAUCGGCUCUGCCAUUCAGGCUAUUCAUAAGAAUGACCCAUGGCGAUGGAUAUUCUACAUCCAAAUCAUCUACAACGCCGGCUUACUCCCCAUCUUCUGGUUCAUCCUCUACGAAACCCGCGCCGACGUGAUUCUCUCACGCCGCGCCAAAAAGAUCCGCAAAGAGACCGGGCGCCCGGUCUACGCGGAGGCCGAAAUCAGCCAAACGAGCGUGUGGAAGCUACUACAGGUGUCAUUCGAGCGGCCCACACGCAUGCUACUAACCGAGCCCGUCGUAGCAUUCUUCACCCUCUGGAUCAGUUUCGCCUGGGGCAUCCUCUUCCUAUUCUUCAGCAGCGUCGUCCAAACCUUCAGCACAAACUACGGCAUGAACACCCUCCAGACAGGACUCAUCCAGCUCGCCAUCUCAGUCGGCGCGCUCAUCGGCACCAUCAUCAACCCCCUUCAAGACAUGAUCUACCUGCGGUCUGCGCGCCGCAACAAAGAAGUCCCCGGCCGCCCAAUACCCGAAGCGCGCCUGUACACGUCCAUCCCGGGGAGCUUGCUCUUCGCCGGCGGGCUGUUCUGGUACGGGUGGUCGAGUUUCCCGCACGUGCAUUGGAUCGUGCCGACGUGCGGCAUCGCCGCCACGGGUCUGGGCAUCUACUCGAUCUACAUGGCCGUCAUUAACUACCUGACGGACGCGUACGAGAAGUACGCGGCGUCUGCGCUGUCGGCGGCGUCGUUGGGUCGGAAUUCCUUCGGAGCGUUUCUACCACUGGCGUCGUAUCAGCUUUUUGAUCGGCUGGGAUACGGAUGGGCCGGCUCGUUGCUGGGGUUCAUCGGUGUGGCGCUGUCGGUGGUGCCGUUGGUGCUGGUGUGGAAGGGGCCGGAGAUUCGACGACGCAGUCCGUUCAUGCGCGAGUCGACUUUCGGAGGGGAUGAAGAUGAGGCAGAGGCAGAGAAGGAGGAAGAGGCUGCGGUGGGAGGGAAUGGAGCGGAGCGGAGAGAGUGA
Molecule: messenger RNA, 1659 nt
Organism: Aspergillus melleus
Lineage: Eukaryota; Fungi; Ascomycota; Eurotiomycetes; Eurotiales; Aspergillaceae
Product: putative MFS multidrug transporter
Exons: 5
Coding region: 1-1659 (552 amino acids)
Biological process (GO): transmembrane transport
Molecular function (GO): transmembrane transporter activity
Source: RefSeq, a predicted model, not a curated record